Vanderwaltozyma polyspora DSM 70294 is the source of this 2253-nucleotide messenger RNA. RefSeq lists its product as uncharacterized. NCBI's taxonomy places the organism in Eukaryota, Fungi, Ascomycota, Saccharomycetes, Saccharomycetales, Saccharomycetaceae. The transcript has a single exon. Bases 1 to 2253 code for a protein of 750 amino acids. The record is from RefSeq and is a predicted model, not a curated record.
AUGUCCUCCGUUACAACUACCACAUCUGACAUCAUUACUAUAUCUGAAAGAUAUACAGUCAUUGAUGGAUUCUUAAUUUACACUGAAAAGAAUAAUGGAAAUGUUACUCGUAAGAUUGUAGAUGUUAAUUUUCGUAAAGGUUUUCUUAGGGAUGACGAAAGAAUAGAGCUUAAGAAAUUUGACUUAAUCAAUAUAGAUGAAUUACGUGAAAGAAAUAAACAUUCUGAAAUGAUCCCUUGUAACUCAACUGAAUUGUUUAAUUAUUGUGACACUAUUACAAGGCGUUACUAUUGGGAAUAUGGCAAUUUAAUAUUGUUUACAGAUCGUAGUAAGAAGGAGAAAGAAAAAGAUGCUGAAAGGUUUACCGUUAUCCCACUUAGAAAAUAUAAUAAAGCCACCAAGUAUCUCUACUAUAAACAUAUUGCUGCUGAUGAUGAUUAUUCUGAUUAUUAUUCUGAUGAUGACGACUAUUUCACACCUAUUAUAAAUUCUGGUGUGGUCAAUUUUUUUAAGGAUGUUAUGGAAGUAUACAACAUGAAUAUUUGUGAUAAUGAUUUAAAUAUCUUAAAAGACUAUACUAAAAGCUACUAUGAAAUUAAAAAAAAAUCAAUUGAUACUUUCAAUGAAAUGUAUUAUCAUGUCAGAAAGAAUAAUCCCUGUAUAACGUUUAUUAAAACAGUUUUAGAACCUAUUGAUGGAGAGCCAUUCCCAGAGACUUUGACCGGUAGUACAUUAGAGUUAUAUGGAACAAAGUUUGCCAACUUUCUAUAUCUGAUUGAGGUAUUUCCAAGCUUAGAAUUAUCUAAAAACAAAAUUAUCCCCCUUUAUUACACUUCUGACAAUCUGACCACCAAGAUUAGUAAAAUCUUUUAUGCUAUUAUUACUGGUGAUGAAAAAUAUUUAGAAUACCUGCUUCUCAUGAUUCGUCUAUCCUGUUUUGAUUGGAAUAAGCCGUCUGAAAAAUUACCUCCUACUCUAUCGUUCUCGGAGUUUCAAUAUACCUUAGAUUCCUUGAAAUGUUGGGUAGCUUACGCAACUCUAUUCCGUAGUGUUCAAUUACAAAAUAUUUCAAGUACAAUAGAAUUAUUUGCAUAUUCUACCGAAUCUAAACAAAGCAAACCCUUAUGUUCAAUUGAUAACAUUUAUAAGUUGCUGGUCAAUGAAAUAGCCAAGAUUCCGGAUCACACCUUUAGACCUUUAGGUGCUGGAAAAUAUUUGUUAGUUGGUCAGCCGUUUCAAAAAGAGUAUUUGGUGGAACUUUAUAGCGAUGUUAAAAAUCUGUUCGAUAGUAGGUUAAAAGAACUAAGGAAUUAUUACAAAGAUCUUAAAGAUGUAAGUGUAGUGGCAUCAAUGACAAUCAAAUCUUCAAAGGGUGCUGCUUUUGAAAACCGAUAUCAUCCAAAGAUAAGUAUUACUGAUUUGUUUAAUAUAGAUAUUCAGAGGUCAGUAGUUCCAACAAUUUGCUUCUAUAAUGAAGAAGAUCAUGAUAAAAUAUUAAAUCUUAUUGUCGAUUGUCUAACUUGUUUAAUGUUAAUGAUCUACAUUUCUUCUGGUAGUCCAUAUAAUUUUCCCGAAAUGAGAGAACUUAAAUAUGCUAGUAAUAAUAGAAAUCUAUUCAUUAAUCCGAUUGAUAAAACUGUGGAGUUCAUUGCAACUUAUUCAAAAAAUAAAUCAAAUAUUCCUAUAUGCAAGGCUGUAGAUGAGUUGACUUCAGACUAUAUUAUAUACGCUAUUUUGGUUCUAUCCCCAAUUAUGCGCAAGCAUAGUCAUGAGAUGAACUAUGUCAUGAAUCGUGAUAUACUAAACGAAAUAAAUUCAGAUAGCAACUUGAAUCCAAAUCUUAUUUGCUUUACACCUCAACAGGAUCUAAAUGAUAAAGAAUUCACAUCUCAAAUUUUAGAAUCUUAUUUAUUUGUAGAUCCAAUCAGAGGGAGUUUAAUUGGCUAUCAAAAGUUUGAGUUCCUUUUUAAUGAUUAUCCCUCAUGUCAACUUAGGGACUUACGUUUUAAUUUCAACAACUUAAGACAUGCGAUUAUCGGUAUUCAAAGAUAUGAGUUAUAUGUCGAUGAUACUGGUAUGCGUGUCGGCCCUGCCGUUGUGAGACUGACUGGUAAUUCUUCGUUGACACACGUCCAGAAUUAUGACGUUAAUUUAACCGGUAUGAAAGAAUAUGAAAAUACUACAGAAUAUAUAGAUGGGUAUCUCAUUUCCAAAUUCUGGAUAAAAUUAUUGGGUCUUGGAUAUGGAAUUUGA